Tripterygium wilfordii is the source of this 1124-nucleotide messenger RNA. Its product is annotated as 50S ribosomal protein L15, chloroplastic-like. The record is from RefSeq and is a predicted model, not a curated record. Bases 62 to 883 code for a protein of 273 amino acids. Gene Ontology annotation, biological process: translation. Gene Ontology annotation, molecular function: structural constituent of ribosome. Lineage: Eukaryota; Viridiplantae; Streptophyta; Magnoliopsida; Celastrales; Celastraceae. Gene Ontology annotation, cellular component: cytosolic large ribosomal subunit; ribosome. The transcript has 4 exons.
UAUCCAUAUCCGUUUUCAUGUUACUAGAGCUCACGAAGAAGAAACACGCAUUGGCAUCGCCAUGGCAGCCUUUCUCCCUCUAUCUUCUACUACUCCUAUGAAGACAACAAUAACUUCCCUUCAUUUUUCUUCCGCUUUCGUGGGAAAUUCUACGAAGUUGAAGGAAAAUUCAUGUCAAUUUCUCCCUCUGAACGUCAAUUUAAAGACCAAGCAACAACGGAGACAGCAAGGGAGGUCCCUCGUCAUCGUUAAUCAAGCCGCCGCAACAGCUGUUCCUGCAGCCCCGGUUUCUAGUGUGAGGUUCCGAUUGAACAAUCUAGGUCCGCAACCGGGUUCAAGGAAGAAAGGCAAGCGAAAGGGGAGGGGUAUUGCCGCUGGGCAAGGCAAUAGUUGCGGGUUCGGUAUGAGGGGCCAGAAAUCUCGGUCGGGUCCGGGUGUCAGGAAGGGCUUCGAGGGAGGCCAGAUGCCCCUUUACAGGCGUAUACCCAAACUGCGUGGAAUUGCGGGAGGUAUGCGUGCGGGUUUGCCUAAGUACAUCCCUGUGAACAUAGAAGACAUAGAAGCAGCAGGGUUUCAAGAUGGGGAUGAAGUGUCACUGGAGACAUUAAAGGAUAAGCGUUUGAUUAACCCAUCAGGGAGAGAAAGGAAACUACCUUUAAAGAUUCUUGGUGAUGGUGAAUUAAGUGUGAAGCUGAAUAUAAAGGCCCGUUCUUUUUCAACAUCUGCAAAGGAGAAGCUAGAGGCUUCUGGCUGUACAUUGACAGUAUUACCAGGCCGAAAGAAGUGGGUCAAACCAUCAGUUGCAAAGAACCUAGCACGGGCUGAUGAAUAUUUUGCCAAGAAAAGAGCUGCAGCUGCCGCAUCAGAGCCUGCAUCUGCAUAAACCAACGGUGGUAGAUCAAUGUAAUUUAAAGUUGCAUAUGAAUGUUGCGGCAAGGUAAGUUCCAUGCUUUUGUAUUCCUCCCUUUUAUCAUUUUUUUUCUUCUAAUUCUCUUAGGCUGUUCACUCGGUCAUGUAGUUUGUGGUGUUUAACAUUUAAUAUCAUUCAUGCAUCUGAGACGAUGAAUCAAAAAAAAUGUGUGUUAGUACUCUUACAAAUCGAUCACUGAAUUUCCAUUACAUCA